This is a messenger RNA of Aphidius gifuensis, 1041 nucleotides long. RefSeq lists its product as uncharacterized. The record is from RefSeq and is a predicted model, not a curated record. The coding region runs from base 1 to 1041 and encodes 346 amino acids. The transcript has 5 exons. Lineage: Eukaryota; Metazoa; Arthropoda; Insecta; Hymenoptera; Braconidae.
AUGGAUUUUUUUUUUUUUAUAUCUCAAAGUCAAAGGCAGACUUUGGAGGAUCAUACGAGAGCUAUUAGCUCUGCUCUAUUUGAUAAAACUGGUGAAACACAUUGUCAUUUUAGUUAUAUUGGGAACAACGACGAGGCAACAAUGAAUUAUAUAAAAUUAAAAAUAUUUGUGGGUAUCUUGCUGAUUCAUUUGAUUGAUCAGAUUUAUUGCGAAACAAAUACGUUAGAAGGCGAGUAUGAAACUGGAAGAGAAAUUUUAUUGUCAAUCGCAAUCAAUCAUGAAAAUACCAGCAGUAUUUUUGCAAAAAUCAAUGAAGAGUAUGAUGAUUUAACAAAUAAAUUUAAUGAUGCAAAUGAUAAAGGUGCUAUGAAUUUUAUUGAGCUAUCAAAAAAACAAAUUAGCUCGGAAGUAAAUAUUCAAGCACAUAAUCUCAACAAAAUUAGCCUGGAUGAACAAUCAAAAUAUGAAGAUUUUAUCCGAAAAAAUAUUCAAGGAUUCAAGGAAAAAAUUUCAACAACUAAUAAUUGUUUUGAAAAUAAUAAUCCAUUGAAUAAAAUUUUAAGAUGUAUUGAUCAAUAUCAAAACUCUCAAAAUAAAUUUAAUACAAUAGACAAUAGUUACUCGAAUACUAAAAAUGCAUUUAACAUGUAUAAUUCAAUUCUCAUUACGAAAAUAAAAGUAGCUGAAAAUAAUUUUACAGCUACUAUCAACCAAACUAUGUCAAUUGAAAAAAUUAUAAAUGAUGAAUUCAUCAAGAGAAAAUCAAGCAUCAGUAUACCAUCAACAUCAUCGACAAAAACGAAAAAUCGAAAUUUGAGUUUAUUAUCUUCGAGAAUACAAGUUAAUGAUACUUUAAAAAAUUUAUAUGUCAAUCAUACAAGAUGGCUAAACUCAGUUGAAUUUAAAAAUUGGAUCGCUAUUCAAUCAAUCAGAUUUUUCAGAGGAUGUGUUGAUCCAGAUAAUGCAUAUAAUUUUAAACCAGAAAGGCAUCUAAGAAAUCCUGAAAUAAGCCAGUCUGUUUCUCAUAUUGUUUAUUCAUAA